CGGACGUGCCUAGCUGGCUGUUGGGCUGUUCCGGUUCGGGCUGUUCCCGUCGACGACUUUCUCCGAGUGGGAGCAGUCACUAAAACCAGGAAGGUUGCCGCACACCAAGUGGAAAGCGCACGUUACCAGUCUGCUAUCCACGUCCUAGACCGGUCGAGUUUAACUUUUAACGAUAAAAGGAGUUUCAGCGCUGUCAAAUCGCCGCCAUGGACCCCGCCAGCCAAGAUAUCAACCUGAACUCUCCUAACAAGGGCCUCGGUGUGGAUCAUUCAGACAGCCUGUCCGACGUGCCAGUGGAGGGAGCGGUGGGGAACUCGGCCAGCCCUCUUCCACCUGGCCUGACAGAGGAAGAGGCUGAGGAGCUCCGCACUGAGCUCACCAAGGUGGAGGAGGAGAUCAACACUCUGCGUCAGGUUUUGUCAGCCAAAGAGAGACACGCCACAGAGCUGAAGAGGAAACUUGGCCUCAGCCCGCUCAACGAACUCAGGCAGAACCUCACCAAGAGCUGGCAAGAUGUUCAGACCUCCAACGCCUAUGUGAGAACCACUGAGAAACUGGGCGAGUGGAAUGAAAGAGUUACCCGUUCGGAUCUAUAUCUGUCUGCCUCAGCCACUUUGGAUGACAUUACCCACUCUGAAGCAUACAAGAAGACUCAGGAGACUCUUUCCCAGGCGGGCCAAAAAACCAGUGCAGCUCUCACCACAGUGGGCACUGCCAUCAGCAAGAGACUGGGCGACAUGAGGAACUCUGCGACUUUCAAGUCAUUUGAGGAUAAAAUGGGGAACCUGAAGGUGAAGCCGGCAAAUGAUUAUAAGGUUGUCGGCCCCAGAGGGAACGGGGAUGCCGUCAGCUCCCCCACUGACACCACCCCCAAUCAGGAGAACCCGCCUUUCUGAACGCACCCCACCUCCUCCUCUCCUCCUCCUCCUCCUCCUCCUCGCUGCCACCUUCCUCACGACCUGAGACUGUAUUGUUAUCACCUCAUAUUGCAGAGUCAGCCCCGACCUUUGACCCCACCCAACUCGCCCACUCGCCUCCUCUCACCUGCCCCAAGUUCCAUAAACGCCGACAGGCGGAGUUGAAGGACUCGCAGGUUUGAGGUGGGACGAGCUUUCCUCGCUGGUCCCACCGCAGCUGGUCCUACGGCCUCCGUUGCUCUGCCUCGCUGUUGAAGAAAAUGUUUUGCUGAUGUCUAAACCUGAAUAAGUUACAGAUCUUGCUUUUUGUAACAUCAGCACUGCCUGCCUCCACUUCCUCCCUAGUUAGAUCCUCACCCCCUUCGUGAGUCCAAAUAAGUCGACGCUCAAAGCUCCUGCACUCGUCAGAUGCCUUUUGAAACGGGUCGUUACUGUUACAGCAAAUCACCUGGAUAGAGAAGAGGCUAGAACGGCAUUAUAAGAAGUCAGGUUCUUAAACUAAACUCCAUCUUUCAUUCUGGGCCCGAGGUGUUUUAAAGAUACUUCCGCAAUGAUAAAUAAGGCUGGAUUACAGAGGGGGCAAAGUGGGGACCUAGACCUCAAGGGGCCCGAAAGCCUGUUACGUUUGGGAUAAUUUGACCAAAUGCAAAUUGGUCGAAUGUACAUCACAUUUUCAAUAAAUGCCCCCCCCCUCAUUUUUGCCCCUAAUGGGUUAACGGGGCCAUGGCGAUACAUCGGAUAUUUAUCCUGCAGGUGUAUUUUUUGCUGCCAACCCAGAGUUUAGGAACCAGGGUGCCUGCCGACUGAGGGGGGAGGAGGAUUUUAUGGGCAUAAGCGAGAUAGUCUACGUGCUACUUAAACCUCCUAUUUCUGUCUACUUUGUUUCUGACUACUAUCAUCUACUGAAAUCAUGCAAUCGCACUGCGUGCACCUGCUAGUGUCACCACAGCAGCCCCGACUUUUUGUCCGACUCGUACCCAGUUUGCUUCACAGCUCUGCGGUUGCCAGCGGUGUUAACGCAGGCUACGCUCGCAGGUUAGAGGUCAGCGGUUUGAUGGGGAGGGGCGGUAUCAUCCCGCAACCUUCUUUGACCUACUACUGCUACAUGCAUGUGCAUACUUCAUCUCAGUUGUACCAUACCAACCAUGCAAAGACGACCGAGGUCUCGUGUAACACCCUAUAAACACCCAAGGAUGUAAAAACAGGAAAAUAAACCUUCAACCAUUUUGUAUUAUAAACUAUUUUACACUGCUUUGCAUAAUGUUUUUACAUAACUUUUAUCAAUAUGUAUAAAUAUAUAUGAAUGAAUAUAUUGUCACCGAGGCUGCCGAAUGGUAGUAACCCGGUUGGGAGGAUUGAAAGAAGCAGGCGGAGGCUAAACAAACUUUAAAAAUGUGGAAAACAAAGAAACACUAUGCGUCAGUUUCACAGAUGUGAGUUACUGUCGGUCUGGAGUUUUUCUGUUUUGAAGUACAUUUGUUGUCCCAAAAAAAAAAAAAAAAGUGUCCAGGUUCGUCAAACUGACUCGUCAAUGAGCUGCAGUCGUUUUGUUACCCGUCUGGGCACAAGACUAAUCAGACCAGGGUCAGAGGGGAACAUAAUUUAACUGGUUUCAUUUGACAAACUGGAGGCGGAGAUGCAUUUGAUCUCAGCUGCAGCAUGUCAACGUCACCGUUUGCAAGUCAAACUAAAAGCAAGCGCUUCUCGAGGGUUGAGAAUGUUCUGAAACCACUUUGACUGUGCUUUUCUUUUUUUUCCUGGUUUGUUUGACUGCUGUUCCCUCCCCCCCCUCUGUUGACACACAGAACUCAGUGUGAGAUUGCUUUGCUGUGUACACUACCUGGAGAAUGUCAAUGCCUCUCUAUCGGCCUUACUCACUGUAAAUGGUUCACCUGUUACUGUUUUUUUUGUUUUGUUUCAAAGUUACUGUUUUUUUGUUUUUUUUGUUUUGUUUCAAAGUUCCUGUUUUUUUGUUUUUUUUGUUUUGUUUCAAAGUUCCUGUUUUUUUGUUUUUUUUGUUGUUUUUGUUUUAAAGUUCCUGUUUUUUUUUGUUGUUGUUGUUGUACAGACAGGUUCGAUUGAAGGAAGGGUAUUUAGCAUUAAGACAGUUAAAUUGUCUGAGGGGGGCACAGAAUUUGUCAUGAAAACACAUCUCGCUGCCGUAGCAGAAGCUUUGCCGACAACCCCUUAAUGCACACAUGAACACACCGAUGCACUCCCGUCAACACACGCUAAAUGCUACUAAAAGCCUUGAUCGCACACACACACACACGCUGCAUGAGGCCAAACUAACACAAAGUCAUCGUUACUCUUAUCGUUGUUCACCUAUACUGCUUCAACACACACACACACACACACACAGUGAUCCGACGGUAGCUCUUACAGACUACAUGGCCUCGGAAGCAGCGGUAGUAAACUUGAGAGCACAGAGUUGUGCGGCACCGUCACUUUUCUCUUGAGCGCGGAAAAAAGAAGAGAGUUGUAUUCUAGUUUUUGUUUUGCCUUUACUGGUAAAAUAUCCCAAGAAAGUAGAUUGGCACAAAACGUUGCCGUGCACCAUGGCAGUAGGGUUUAUGAUGUCCAUGGGGUAAAGGCUUUUUUGGGGGAAAAAAGACGAUGUUUAGUCUAAUCAUGGUAGUGGAAAUGUCAGUGUUGCCAAAAUUCAGUGCACUGUCUCGAAACGUCCCGGGUGGACGGGGGUUUUAUUGAGGCAGUAGAAAUUGGGGUGAAAAUGAGUUCUUAUUUUCGUAAACAUUUUGAGUCAUUGAAUGAUUUAAGCCAAAACUUCCCAGGUGGGUUUAAACUGGCUUGUAAGUCAGCGAAAGAGCAGUGGAUUUAAACAAUUAAGAUCAGAUUGAACGGAAUAUCCCUUUAACAGCAACAUUAGGUGACAGAGUUGGGCUUCAGUGAAAAGACACCAAAACUAAAACACACAGCUUUUAAAUUUGAGUUAAAGGUGUUCGUGGAAGGGCAACAUUGACAGAUGCACUCUAUUCUUAGGGAAAUGUCCCAACAAAAGUGAAAUGUUUUGCUCUGGAUCAUUGAUCAUGGGUUGGGGGGAAAAAAAAGUGCCACAUUUGACUCGAAACGUUGGUCAGUUUUGAGUUGAUGUUGAGGCAGAUGAUGGUAGAUUGUUUUUUGAGGCAGUGGAGAUUUGGCCUCAAACAUUGACAGAAUCUUUUUUUUUUUUUCUUGUCUACCCAUUACAACUACAAAAUAUUGCCCCCAGAUGUUGCUCUUGUAUCCUGGCUCAGCUUCAGCGCUCUGUCCCUAAAUGUCACUGGUGGACAGGUGUUUUACUGAGGUGGCAGACGUUGAGCGAAACACGAGCUGUUAUACACAGCAAAAAAUUUGGAUCGUUGAAAAUGAUUGAAGCCAAAACUUCUCAGGAAAGGUUUAAACUAGUAAACCAGCAAAAGAGCUGGAAAAAAAACCAAACGAAGGAGAAAAACUAAACAAAAAAACAGGAUGUCCGGGUGAAACAGAAUUAGCUCCAGGCGGCAGAUUUGGGCUAAAAUGAAAAACCAUGAAAUGAAAAUACACAGCCUAAAAAAAAAAAACAACAACUUCCCAUCAACCUGCUUCAGAACUGUUGCCAGUGUGUCAUAACUCAAGUGUAUUUUCUUGUUUUGUACGUGUUUGUGUCGAUCAUUUUGGUAGCUAAUAUAUUCCCGUUAGGGGAAUUAUAUAUUUUUUGGGCUUUCUUUCUGUUGGGAGAGGUGAACCUAAGAGAAGAUUUAUUACUUGUACAAUUAAUUUGCCAUCAGUUUAAAAAAAAAAAAAAAAAAAAAAAAA
Messenger RNA from Xiphias gladius (swordfish), 4712 nucleotides. RefSeq names its product tpd52 like 2b (gene tpd52l2b). The coding region runs from base 207 to 896 and encodes 229 amino acids. Lineage: Eukaryota; Metazoa; Chordata; Actinopteri; Istiophoriformes; Xiphiidae. The transcript has 8 exons. Gene Ontology annotation, cellular component: cytoplasm. The record is from RefSeq and is a predicted model, not a curated record.